AUGGGUGAAAGGAGGAGAGAUAUUCGCUCAUAUUUGGAUGACAGUCAUACAAAAUAUUUGGAGGCAGUAAAAAAUUAUAAUGCUCAUAUAGACGAGUUAGUACGAUUUUUAGAUACAUUUGAAGACCCUGCAGUAAAUCACACAAAUUGGGGUAAAUUAAAAUAUAAAGGUUAUUUACAAAAGAUUUAUAAUCAUGAUACUGAGGUAUUACCUAUAUAUUUAGGAGACUUAAGAGAAUAUUUUAGUAAAGAGAAUGAUGAUGUAGAUUAUUCUGUAUAUAAUGGUAUAAUGACUAAUACCCAUAGAUAUAUGGAGUUAUUAUAUUCUGCUGCUGAUAAAUGCUUAUCUGAUGAAUGUUAUAAAAGGUUUAUGAGAGGUUAUGGUGAAGAAGAUGAGAGUGAAAAGAUCAAGAGAAGAAAUUUAAGAAGAAUAAAUAAUGAGGAUAAUUCUGGAUAUAGUACAGAUGAAAGUGAAAAAGAAGCUUUUAAUAAUUUAUUUCGGGAUAUGAUAAAACCUAUUGAAGAGAUUCGACAAGAACGUAUGAAAGAAUAUAAAUUACCAGCAUAUUUAAGAGUAAAUUUUGAAAUUAUUUUAAUACCUAGUUCUAGAGAUUUAGUUAGAAAAAUGAGAAUUGUGAACGCAGAUUGUAUUGGUUCUUUAAGUACUUUUGAAUGUGAAGUUAUUAGAGCUACUCAAUUAAAACCUAGAAUACAAGUUGCUACAUAUGAAUGUGAUAGAUGUCAUGUAUUUGCUUAUAAAGCUGUAGAUGGUCCUUUUUUUAUGCCACUAUUUGAUUGUCCAGGAUGUACUAAUGUUCAUGGUGUUAGAGGUUCCUUAAAAUUCCAAUCAAAAUUAAGUAAAUUUGUAAAAUAUCAAGAAAUUAAAGUACAAGAAUUAUCUAGUCAAUUACCAGAAGGUGAUAUACCAAGAAGUAUGAAUUGUAUUAUACAUGGAGAAAGUACUACAUCUAUACAACCAGGUAUGUCAGUUACAUUAACAGGAGUAUUAAUGCCUGUUACUAAAAGUGGAUAUCAAGCUUUAAAGGGAGGGUUGAUAGCAGAAAAGGUUUUCCAUAUUUAUUAUGUACAGAAUAAUAAAGAAAAUUUUAAUGAACAUAUAGAUAAUUAUGAUAAAAUUAUGGAACAAGUUCAAGAAUUAAAAAAUAGUCCUAAUUUAUAUGAGAAAUUAGCUUAUAAUAUAGGUCCUGAAAUAUAUGGACAUGAUGAUGUUAAAAAAGCUUUAUUAUUACAACUUAUUGGAGGAUGUACCAAAAAGAAAAAGGAUGGAGGUUUAAUUAGAGGUGAUAUACAUAUUUUACUAAUGGGAGAUCCAGGAGUUGCUAAGAGUCAACUUAUGAAAAAGGUUUGUCUUAUUGCAUCAAGAUCUAUUUAUACAACAGGUAAAGGUAGUAGUUCUGUUGGUUUAACUGCUGCUGUUUUAAAGGAUCCUAAUACAGGAGAAACAACAUUAGAAGGUGGUGCAUUAGUUUUAGCUGAUAAAGGUAUAUGUUGUAUUGACGAAUUUGAUAAAAUGGAUGAAUAUGAUAGAUCAGCUAUCUAUGAAGUUAUGGAGCAACAAACUGUUUCCAUUGCAAAAGCUGGACAUUGUAGUAAUAUGCCAGCUAGGUCUUCUGUAUUAGCUGCUGCAAAUCCUGUUAAUGGAAAAUAUGAUUGUAAAAAAUCUGUUAUGCUUAAUAUGAAUUUACCAGCAGCUUUAUUAACAAGAUUUGACUUACAAUUUUUAUUACUUGAUGUAUCAGAUAGAGAAAAAGAUAAAAAACUAGCUGAACAUGUUCUAAAUAUAUUAAAAUGUAUUGACUCUAGUGAUGAUAAAAAGAAAAAAUCUGAAUUGAAUGAUGAUGGUUAUGAAGAAAUUGAUAAAACAGUUUUAAGAGCUUUUAUACAGCUAGCUAAAAAGAAGCAACCAACCAUUUCACCAGAACUAAUACCGAAAAUAACACAGUGGUAUGUAUCUACGAGACAAUUAGAAUCACAACAAGAAAGAUAUAGUGAUACACGUAUAAAUUAUACAACACCCAGAGCCUUGUUAGCCAUUUUGAGAAUAUCACAAGCAUUAGCUAGAUUAAGAGAUAGUGACGUUAUCGAAACAGCCGAUUUCGAAGAAGCUAUAAGAUUGACGGAACAAUCUAAAGCAAGUGUGUCUUUACAAACUGAAAAGAGAAGACGAAGAGAUAUUUCAACUGAAAUUAUGAAUAUAAUUAAAAAUAUUAAAGAUAAAAUUAUGGAAAAGAAAAAGAGAUGGAAUGGAUGGAUACCUAUUGAGGAAAUUGAAAGGCAAUCAGUAACCAAAGGUUUUACAAGAGCCCAUGUAAUGAAUACUAUUGAUAAAUAUGUAGAAUUGACUGUAUUUACUAUUAAUGAAAAUAAUACAGCUAUUGCUUUCCCGAAUGAUGUUUAUAAUGAAGAUGAUGAAUAUGACGAGAUGGAGCAAGAAGAUUACGAAUAA
Plasmodium adleri (nom. inval.) is the source of this 2466-nucleotide messenger RNA. Its product is annotated as DNA replication licensing factor MCM7, putative. The transcript has a single exon. The coding region runs from base 1 to 2466 and encodes 821 amino acids. Gene Ontology annotation, molecular function: ATP hydrolysis activity; ATP binding; single-stranded DNA helicase activity. Gene Ontology annotation, biological process: DNA replication; double-strand break repair via break-induced replication; DNA replication initiation. Gene Ontology annotation, cellular component: nucleus; MCM complex. NCBI's taxonomy places the organism in Eukaryota, Apicomplexa, Aconoidasida, Haemosporida, Plasmodiidae. The record is from RefSeq and is a predicted model, not a curated record.